Messenger RNA from Odobenus rosmarus divergens (Pacific walrus), 2460 nucleotides. It is a transcript of the gene SEMA4A, whose product is annotated as sema domain, immunoglobulin domain (Ig), transmembrane domain (TM) and short cytoplasmic domain, (semaphorin) 4A. NCBI's taxonomy places the organism in Eukaryota, Metazoa, Chordata, Mammalia, Carnivora, Odobenidae. Gene Ontology annotation, molecular function: semaphorin receptor binding; chemorepellent activity. Gene Ontology annotation, biological process: semaphorin-plexin signaling pathway; negative regulation of axon extension involved in axon guidance; positive regulation of cell migration. The record is from RefSeq and is a predicted model, not a curated record. The coding region runs from base 43 to 2460 and encodes 805 amino acids. The transcript is spliced from 15 exons.
AGAGAUGCGGUCGCCAUGGUGACUGAGGACCAGUGAGGCGGGAUGGGGUUGAGGAUGGGGGGCGGGGGUGUGGCCGGGACGGAGGCACUGGGAGACAGGAACUGCCUGGCAUUCCAGGGGGAGGGAAGCACUGUGCAUCCCCAAGCUGCAGAGCCAUCUGGUGACAGCCUCCAGCUGAGCAUGGCCCUCCUGGCCCCGGGCCGGGACCCUUGGAGCCUCCUGGGCUUUUUCCUGUCCCAGCUGUUUCUGCCGCUGCCGCCGACUGCAGGGGCCGCUGGGCAGGAGCCCCUGCCCAGGAUCACUUACCAGGCAGGGGAGGGACGCAGGGCUCUCAGCCUCUUCCACCAGAAGGGCCUCCAGGAUUUCGACACUCUGCUCUUGAGUGGUGACGGAGGCACUCUCUACGUGGGGGCUCGAGAGGCCAUUCUGGCCUUGGAUAUCCAGGACCCAGGGAUGCCAAAGCUGAAGAACAUGAUACCCUGGCCAGCCAGUGACCAAAAAAAGAGUGAAUGCGCCUUUAAGAAGAAGAGCAAUGAGACACAGUGCUUCAACUUUAUCCGUGUCCUGGUCUCUUUCAACGUCAGCCACUUGUACACCUGUGGUACCUUUGCCUUCAGCCCCGCGUGCACCUUCAUUGAACUCCAAGAUUCCUACCUGUUGCCCAUCUCCGAGGACAAGGUUGUGGAGGGGAAAGGCCAAAGCCCCUUUGACCCUGCUCAUAAGCACACGGCUGUCUUGGCAGAUGGGAUGCUCUACUCCGGCACCAUGAACAACUUCCUGGGCAGCGAGCCCAUCCUGACCCGCACGCUGGGACCCCAGCCCGUCCUCAAGACUGACAAUUUCCUCCGCUGGCUGCAGCCGGACGCCUCCUUCGUGGCAGCCAUCCCUUCGACCCAUUUCGUCUACUUCUUCUUCGAGGAGACAGCCAGCGAGUUCGAGUUCUUCGAGAAGCUCCACACGUCCCGGGUGGCCAGAGUCUGCAAGAACGACGUGGGCGGGGACAAGCUGCUGCAGAAGAAGUGGACGACCUUCUUGAAGGCCCAGCUGCUGUGCUCGCAGCCCGGGCAGCUGCCCUUCAACGUCAUCCGCCACGCCGUCCUGCUGCCCGCCGCUGCCUCAGCCGAGCCCCGCGUCUAUGCGGCCUUCAGCUCUCAGUGGCAGAUUGGCGGGACCAGGAGCUCUGCUGUCUGUGCCUUCUCUCUCAAGGACAUCAAGCGUGUCUUUGAGGGGAAGUACAAGGAGUUGAACAAAGAGACUUCACGCUGGACUACUUAUGGGGUCCCCGAGAUCAGUCCCCGGCCAGGCAGCUGCUCCGUGGGCCCCUCCUCUGACAAAGCCUUGACCUUCAUGAAGGACCAUUUCCUGAUGGAUGAGCAGGUGGUGGGGACACCCCUGCUGGUGAAGUCUGGUGUGGAGUACACGAGGCUUGUGGUGGAGACAGCCCAGGGCGUCGAUGGGCACAGCCAUCUGGUCCUGUACCUGGGCACCGCCACAGGUGCCCUCCACAAGGCUGUGGUGAGUGGGGACGGCAGUGCUCAUCUGGUGGAGGAGAUCCAGCUGUUCCCUGAUCCCGAACCUAUCCGCAACCUGCUGCUGGCCCCUGAACAGGGCGCAGUGUUUGCGGGCUUCUCAGGGGGCAUCUGGAGGGUUCCCCGAGCCAACUGCAGCGUCUAUGGGAGCUGUGUGGACUGUGUCCUGGCCCGGGACCCCCACUGUGCCUGGGACCCCGAGUCCGGAACCUGCCGUCUCCUGCCCACCCCCACCCCGAAGUCCUGGAGGCAGGACACGGAACAAGGGAAUCCAGGGUGGGCAUGUGCCACUGGCCCCGUGGGCAGGAGCCUCCAGCCUCAAAGCCGCCCCCAAAUCAUUAAAGAAGUCCUGGCUGUCCCCAACUCCAUCCUGGAGCUCCCCUGCCCCCACCUCUCGGCCCUGGCCUCGUACCGCUGGAGUCAGGGCGCAGCCAAGCUCCCAGAAGCCUCUUCGGCGGUCUUCAAUGGCUCCCUGGUGCUGCUGCUGCAGGGUGGAGUAGGGGGCCUGUACCAGUGCUGGGCCACGGAGAAUGGCUUCUCGUACCCUGUGGUGUCCUACUGGGUGCACAGCCAGGAUCAGCCCCUGGCCCUGGACCCCGAGCUGGGGGGCAUUCCCCGGGAGCGUGUGGAGGCCCCACUGACCAGGGUUGGCGGCGGGGCUGCCCUGGCCGCCCGGCGGUCCUACUGGCCCCACUUCCUCACAGUCACUGUGCUCCUGGCCUUAGUGCUUUCAGGAGCCCUCCUCCUCCUCCUCGCCUCCCCACUGGGGGCUCUCCGAGCCCGGGGCAAGGUGCAGGGCUGUGGGACCCUGCCCCUGGGGGAGAAGGCCCCCCUGAGCCAGGAGCAGCCCCUCCAACCUCCCAAGGAACGCAGGCCGUCCGCCAGCGAUGUGGACGCCGACAACAACCACCUGGGCACCGAGGUGGCGUAG